AUUUAUAAUAUAAAUAACCUUUAUACCCUCUUUAAUCUUACAGAAACAAAGAAUUUAUAACCCAUUUGCCAUGGUGAUUCUGCUUCUGCUUGUCCUUUCUUCUUUCAAUUCAUUAUCUUCUGCACAAUCAGAUUCUCUUUACGACAAUUUUGUUCAAUGUUUAGCACAAAGGAAUGUCCCAAAUGACCAAAUUUCAAGAAUUGUGUACAAUCCCACUAACCCCUCUUUCACAUCGGUUCUUGAAUCCUACAUUAGAAACCGCCGCUUCAACGUUUCCACUACUCCUAAACCAAGCAUAAUCGUCACCCCUCUCGAGGAAUCCCAUGUUAGUGCAACUGUUUUGUGCGCUAAAAAACUAGGAAUUCAACUCAAAAUCCGCAGUGGCGGACAUGAUUAUGAGGGCAUUUCGUAUGUUUCUAUUGUCGAAUUUGUCAUUCUCGAUAUGUUCAAUUUCCGGUCGAUAAACAUCGACAUGGCGACCGAGACUGCCUGGGUUGGAUCCGGUGCUUUGCUUGGCGAACUCUAUUAUAGAAUUUCGGAAAAAAGUAAUGUCCAUGGAUUCCCCGGCGGGGUUUGCCCCACCGUAGGCGUAGGCGGCCAUCUAAGUGGUGCCGGUUAUGGCAACAUGUUGCGUAAACACGGCCUGACAGUCGAUCAUGUGAUCGAUGCUAAGAUUGUCGAUGCCACCGGCAGAGUUUUGGAUAGGAAGUCAAUGGGAGAGGAUCUUUUUUGGGCCAUUAAAGGAGGUGGUGGUGCUAGUUUUGGUGUGAUUUUGGCUUACAAAAUCAAGCUAGUCCCUGUACCAGAAGUUGUUACAGUUUUUCGAAUUGAGAAGAUGAUGAACCAGAAUGCAACUGAAGCUGUUUAUCAAUACCAAACAAUUGCAGACAAAAUCGACAAUGAUUUGUUCAUAAGGGUUCUCUUACAACCUAUUACAAGGAACAAAAUCAGGUCUGUUCGAGCAACAUUUAUUGGCCUGUUUCUAGGCGAUGCCAACAGACUACUGUCCGCAACAGAUUCUGAAUUCCCACUAUUGGGAUUAAAGAAGGCCGAUUGCAAGGAAAUGUCUUGGAUUUACUCAGUUCUAUUCUGGAGCAAUUUCGACAACACUACAAAGCCAGAAGUUCUGCUGAGUCGAACCCCCGAUUCUGUAAACUUCUUGAAGAGGAAAUCGGAUUACGUUAAAACCCCGAUUUCCAAGAGUGACCUGGAAUCUUUGUUCAAAAAAAUGGUCGAAGUAGGAAAAGUCGGGAUGGUUUUCAAUUCCUACGGUGGACGAAUGAGUGAAAUCCCGGAGUCUGAAACUCCAUUCCCUCAUCGGGCAGGGAACAUUUUCAAGAUUCAAUAUUCAGUUAACUGGGAAGAUGAAGGAGAAGAAGCAGACCAGAAUUACAUACAACAGAUACGAGAAAUGUACAGUUACAUGGCUCCUUUUGUAUCAAAGAAUCCAAGAGAAGCAUAUCUCAAUUACAGGGACUUGGAUAUAGGUACUACAGAUAAUGGUAAAGACAGUUACGACCAAGGGAAGGUUUAUGGAGUGAAGUAUUUCAAGGAUAAUUUCAACAGACUGGUGAAAAUUAAGACCAUGGUUGAUCCGGACAAUCUCUUUAGGAACGAACAAAGUAUUCCCGUGUUGCCCUUUCGUGGGAGAAAAGUCAGAAAAUAGAGCGUCACGAGCACCACUCAUUUUAUUGGUCAUUGGUCAAUGCUUCAUUGCUAGCACUAUUACUCUUCUUUAACGUCAAUACAGAAAUUUCAACACAUACUAAGUAUGUUCCUAGUGGGCGGGCGCGUACUUGUAUACAUACGCACCUCGAUUAUUCAUUGGUCACAUGAUCAUUAUGUAUUACUUACAUAGAUUCAAGAAGUCUUGCUGGUUCUUGUACCUGAUUAUCCAUUUUGCAGUCUGCAUUUCAUUAUAUACUAGAGGUUGUUAAGCAAAUAAAUGAAAGAGAUAACAUUUCAAACUC
Messenger RNA from Olea europaea var. sylvestris, 1970 nucleotides. Its product is annotated as berberine bridge enzyme-like 21. The transcript has a single exon. The coding region runs from base 71 to 1666 and encodes 531 amino acids. Gene Ontology annotation, molecular function: FAD binding; oxidoreductase activity. NCBI's taxonomy places the organism in Eukaryota, Viridiplantae, Streptophyta, Magnoliopsida, Lamiales, Oleaceae. The record is from RefSeq and is a predicted model, not a curated record.